Molecule: messenger RNA, 1563 nt
Organism: Fusarium venenatum
Lineage: Eukaryota; Fungi; Ascomycota; Sordariomycetes; Hypocreales; Nectriaceae
Source: RefSeq, a predicted model, not a curated record
AUGUCCACCUACAACUCAAUGUCGGGGCUGCCUACUGGCGCCUCCUCCAGCGAAGCGAUGGCGAUGAAUUUUGGAUCAGCCCAUUCUACGAGCAUGAGCAUGGACGUCUUUGACCAGGACGUUACUUUUGAUGAAUCGCUGCUCGAUGGGGCUGCACUGCAGACUCUGCCUUUCGGCAGUUCGUACGACUUGGAUGCCUUUUCCUCAACUUUUGAAGAUCCCUUCUCAUAUUCGACUCGGCAAUUCGAGCCUCCACAGAUUCAAGACGCCUUGCACGAAGAAUCCUCACCCCAAGAGCCCGAUAACAAGCUUCUUGGCUUCUCUGCUCCAAUGGCCAGCGCAACUAUUCUCAACGAGAACACCCAGCUUGUCGAAGUCGGCAUGACUGCUGAGCUUUACGGCAUGUUCUUCGUAGCCGAGGAUGUCUUUGGAGGAGAAUCAACGGGAAGGCCGCUAGAAUUGACCUGUUAUCGCCGUAACCUGUGGCAAUGCUCGGGCCAAAUUACGCUGCCUCGGGUGAUCAGGAACAUUGUGAAUGAGCAAGGACAGCACAUUCAAAUAUUUGAGCUGCUUGCUUCCAUCGCCGCCUUCGAGUCUAUUGAAGGAAAGCCAACUGAAAUUAUAUCCAUACCUUGGAAGAACGCCAACCCUCAGGGAGCCGAUGAUUCAAAAUCCGUUUCAGCACCACCAACCAUCACGUUGGAUAUCACAGCAGGUCAGGAGCUCGACGCGCAUCGCAUCUCUCUACCCAUAUCUUGGAAGCGCCUCCAGUUCAAGCAUGCCACUGCCAACAACGGCCGAAGAAAGGGUCUGCAGCAACACUAUGUGGUUAAGAUAAGCCUUCUUGGCAAGACCCAAACCGGCGAGCUUGUCAAGAUAGCAGACAUACAAUCCGGCCCGGUUAUUGUAAGGGGCCGAAGCCCGAGGAACUUUGACAGCAGGAAAGACGUUCCUCUAACGGGCGAUAAGAGGUUUGAGAGGAGAAGCACAUCGACAUCAAACGUUGACCACCCGACACUAAAACUGGAGCGGGAGAAUUCACAAAAUUUUACUCAACGGUAUCCUCCUGCAAGCAAUCUUCAGGCAAGUUCCGAUUUCGCAUAUCUCGAUCCACAACCAGCAGCAAGUCCCCACCCGGCAAAGAGGGUUGCCUUGUCGCCUACCAUGGGCAGGCCCCCGAUACCAGCCUGGUCCAGCGAUUCAAACAGCUCUGCCAAAGCAGCAAAUAUACAUAACAAAAACUCGAUUCCACGACAGAAUCCAUCUUUACCAAUUAACUUAUCGCUGUCCGAGGACGAGAGAAGUCCCAAUCGCUCCAGUGCCGAGCUGCAUAGUCCCAACUCUGGCAAGGGCUAUAGCACAUCGGGGGCGAACCGCGAAAACAGUCCUGCGGAUGAGGGCGCCGAUCCCUUGUACGAAUACUUUCCACUGACUGUGGAUGAUUGGAUGCCGCCUGUGGAUGCUGUGUAUCGACCACACGUGGUUCAUCACACGAUCAUGCCACCUGAGAUGAAGGCACAACAGCUCAAGAGCAAGGCCAAACGGUACUUUGCGUCAGACUGA